AUGGCGGAAGAGCCACUUCAUAUCAACCAGGAGAAUGCAACGCGUUUCCCCUUCCUGGGGUCGCCUGCUGCACAGGCCCAAGCAGGUGCCUUGGGUCAAGCCGGCACCUGCUGUCUAAAAGCUCUGUACUCUGAAACUAUGUCCAAGCAGUCACAAUUUCGAGAAGAUAAAGGAACUCAAUCGGGGCCCGUUUGGAAUGAGCUGCAGACACACACCAAUGCCCUAGAAACAGCACUUCAUGAAGCAAAGACACCAAUCCCCCCUUCUCACGUACUGGGACAUCAUAACAAGAAUCGGCCGCCUCUCUCGCGCCCCUCCACGCCUGUAGCUCGGCGGGCUACUGGUGCGGCAUUGCUGGCAAGCAGCGCCGGUCAGGGAAUUCCUCCAGUUGUAUGGAGCGUGUUGGAGUUGGAGAUUCGUCGCGAGCAAGAUGACCACGAAACAUUCAUGCGGGCUUUAUCUCCCGACACCAAAGUAGGGGAUCUCCUUGCCCAGGGCUCAACCGAAAUUCGGGAGCAUCUUCUGGCAGAUGUGAAAAGGGCCAUUGCCGGUCCACUGCCAAUCGAGGACUUUCACUCGGAGACCGCACGGGACGAGGGAAUGUUUAAUCAUCCAAGUCUCAUUGGACUGGAUGAGGUUCACCGUGCCGAUACAGCGUGGGAGCAGCAGACGAAUACCUGGAGGAGAGGCCUACCCCUGAGCCCGAUGCUAGCAUGCUCUGAAUAUACUGAUAGUGAAGAUCCUCAAAUCGUCCAAACAGCCCGCCACCUCUUGACCAUGCCCCGACUGGCCAAUAUUCUACAGCAGCGAUUUCCUGACGGUACCUCCGGAGAUCAUGCCCUCGUUCAUGGACCCGAUGGCUCGUUCUACACCUUUAACGAACUUGCCUUUCAUCCUACAUACUGCCUCUUGAUGGAACGGGACGAGCUGUGGAACACGCUUCACAGUCCUGAGAUGGAUCGCCUGUUAGACCAGGCCCAUCAAUCCCAGCCCCUUGUGAGCUUCUCCACUGUCGAUCUUCAACGGCUCGCCAUGGCACAACGAAUUGUUAGCGUAGUCAUCCACCACGCAGUGCGUGACUCUAUUCAUUACCUCUUCGGCGGUUGGCAGCAGACCGCAGUCGAGGUUUUACGCGCUCGACAGGGUUCCUGCUCCAGCAGUGCCAAUCUGGCCGUGGCCCUCGCCCGAGCUGCUCGUGUGCCUGCCGGUGCGAUCCGCUUGCACGUCGAGACCCCCGAGUACUUCGGACGGGCCGCCAUCCCCAACGCCGUCGGCGGACGAACCAGGGUCAGCGUCCAUUAUCAGGUCGGAUGGAUUACUUUGCAGUCCGCUGUUGACGGGGGACUCACCUGGCAGGUCGUAAGGUCGGACCCAUCCGAUGAAUUCGAGAUCGGUGCUGGAUUGGAACAUUUCAAUUGCCCACGGAGUCGUGUCACCCAUUUUGACGGCAGUCAUGAUUGUGUCCUGCUGUUUCCUCCCGAAGAGGUGUUUGAUGAUGUUGGUCCUCUGGCCAUCAUCGACCCGUUGCUACGCAAGCAGAAGCCGUUGAUCCCUUCGAUUUCACAGCGACUCGAGCUUCUUCGCGCCGUGCAUGCGCGCGGUCCAGUAGCUGGCAUCCAACAGUUGGCUUCUCAGAUCACGCAGAGUUCACAUCAAGGACGAUAUGAUCUUGUCGCUCAGUCCUACAAGGCUAAGCAGGAAAGCCUCCUAGAGGAUCCUUUAACCGUGGCCGCUUUCCCAGGAAAGGUUGCCCAACAGUUAAAGGCAUUCUUAAACCACUCGUCCACUCUCACGUACAUGAUGGAGAAGAGCGUUCCAGAGACCCCCCUAUGGGCAGACCGGUUUCUGGCUUUCGCAAAGUCCCAGGGGAUGAAUCCCGACCAUCUUCCACAUGCAGCGAGCCUAACUCCUCGACUUUUUUACAUCGUUCGAUCGCUCCGCGCUGUCCUUCACUCCGUCCCAGAAGCCGACCGCGCAGAGCUUCCGGCAGCAUUCGUCGCAUGCACACAGCACCAGCGAGUCCUGCAAAUCAGCCCCAGCCAAACCGAGUGGACGCGUCGGCUGGGAAACGUCUACCAGUUCAUGGACCAAUGCUACCCAGACAACUCCGAUUCCCACCACGGUCCACGGGCAUCCCCUUACUGGCUCCAUCGAUCUAUCCAGGAACGAUACCUCAACUUUAUACGCUCCGAAGCGUCCGCAGAAUCAAUGCAACACCCCGCCUCCAGCGCCCUAUCCUUUCUUCUCGGCAAAGAUGCCAGUCAAUACCAAGACCCCCAGGGCCAAUGGCACAAAAAUAUCAUCCCGAUCUGUAACAACGCAGGAAUCAGCCCAGAGCAAGUCUAUCAGAUCGCCCAAUUCCACACCCAUUUGCUCUCCGACGUGGCCACCGCAACAUGGGAGCGCUACUGCUGUUUCAUGCGCCAACACGCAGAAGGAAUCCGAUGUAGUACCGACUGCGCCGUUGAGUUCGAAGCCUGGUUCCAUCGUCGAGACCCAAUCUUAGCUGCUCUUCAUCGCGACGAUCUAGCCCAUGAUCCACUCUACCCCAAGUCAGUCAGUCGCUAUUUGCUACCUCGCACGGUAGCAAAAACUACGUCACUCAUUCGGACCGCCUUGUCCGAAUUCAUCGAGCUGAUCGAGACGCAGCCCGUCACCAUAAGGCCGAGGACGAACGCGGAAAUGGACUCGCUUCUGCAUGGAUUUCUUAGGGAACGUACCGUUGUCUCAAUGGAAGCGGUGGUCGGCGAGCGGAGGGGCGGGUGGUUGAAACCAUACGGCGUCUUGUAUGCGCUGUGGAAGAUCUAUAUAUUGCCGUUAGAGGAGGCGAUUGGUGUAGCGAAGGAUCUUGUGCGCUGUUCCCAAGAGCAAUCGUAUCGCUCAGAGCAAGAUUGGCUUGGCGAGGUUGCGAAGAGUUAUCCGUAUGCGACGGAAUCUCCUAGAUGGAAAGCGGUAGCGAUGCUGUAG
Aspergillus affinis is the source of this 2967-nucleotide messenger RNA. RefSeq lists its product as uncharacterized. The transcript has a single exon. Lineage: Eukaryota; Fungi; Ascomycota; Eurotiomycetes; Eurotiales; Aspergillaceae. The record is from RefSeq and is a predicted model, not a curated record. The coding region runs from base 1 to 2967 and encodes 988 amino acids.